Molecule: messenger RNA, 913 nt
Organism: Acaulospora colombiana
Lineage: Eukaryota; Fungi; Glomeromycota; Glomeromycetes; Diversisporales; Acaulosporaceae
Source: the annotation of a GenBank genome assembly
GAUGAACCAUUCUUGUGAGGCCAAUACCUUUUAUCGAUCCAUUGGCGCCGACCGUGCCGUACACACCGCGACGAAGAAGAUUCUAAAAGGGGAUCAUAUAACUACCGAUUAUCUCGGAAAAGAUACAAUUAUGCCCACGGAAGAGCGAAAGAAACUGUUGCAACGCAAGAAAUUGCUUCUGUGUGAUUGCCCCAGGUGUACAGAGAGCAUGGACAUUUCGCGUGGAUUGCCGUGCCCGAACUGUUCGAUGAUAGAUUGUUGUGUCAAUGGAAAUAUAAUUGGUGGUUACAUUUAUUGGAAUCCACAAUCAGGUCAUUGGUUAUGUGAUACAUGUCGGUCGAGGUUUGAUGACCAAAGUCCACGAUUACACGGACUGUUGGUCCGAGAACGCGAUUUGGAACAAGCGGUAAUUGCACUCACCGAAAAACUCACCAGCAUCCCAUUGGUAAAUCGUUUUCAACUACUCGAGCUCUAUAAUGCGUGUAGAGGUCAGCUGGGUACCCGUCAUUGGACAUACAUUUUGGUGCUCAAGAUGUUAAUCCUAUUUGAUGCCACACAACUAUCCAGCGGAAAGAGUCAUGCCAAAUCCACAAUGAUUGAUAACUUGGACUAUGUACUCGAUUGGUAUGAAAGAUGCGAGUUUGACUCCCCAAGGCAUUUAUGCUUGUUCAUACUGAGCGUAGUCAACUCGUUGCUACGCGUUGAAGAUUAUCGUAAUGCGUUGCAUUUCUUGGAGAGAGUUUUCCAACAAUUCCCAUACGCACGAGUCUUUAGACAUGAGUACAAGGAGGUGGUAAAGGUAAUGGAAAAGUGCCGAUCAGUAUUGAGUGGCGAGGGAGUGACAACAUGCACGGGCGAAGGAAAACAGACAUUAGGUCAGGAUAAUCGUCUGACUAUCCAAACUGGAUUAUAA